UCGCUCCACAGACUAUCUACAAGCCAGGAUCUUAAACUGUGCGUUCAGUAAAAAACAAAAAAAUAAUCCAGUCCUGCGCAAUACAUCUGAAAACAUUUUAACUCUGAAAUACGGCUGUGUUUUAAAUCCCACCCUUUUAAAAUAUAUCUGCGUCGAUAUUUGACCUGAGAAGGACGCGGGAUCUGACCGAGACUUCGGGAUACCGAACAGGUUUAUAAAAGGAGAUUAAUCGACGGAAACCUUGCGUUGUCUUUUUUAUAGCCUAAGUCGUGACUCAUCCGCUCGUUUCUUUUUGCACCAAUUCGUUAAUUUUAUUAGCAAACCCUCAUAAAACACAUAAACACAUCGGUUUAAAAGACAUCUGAAUCAAAGAUUAACAGUUCUCUGUAUUAAUUUCCCAAGAGAGCUGAAAAACACGCGCUAGCCUAUAAUACGCGGCGUAGGGCGUUACGUAAUAGUGUCGCUUUCCAUGGUGCUGAAACUGACCGAUGAAUAGACGCAUACAUCCGCCACAAUUAUAAAAAAAAAACAUAGAGAAAGUAAAACUAUUGUUUUGUUAUCGAAUUGGCUACAUUGUUUCGUUCUGGUUGGAUACCUAGGGGAUACAUCUAUUACCCUUAGCUUUUUUUGUCGGCGAAUUGCUUAUGCAUUUCGGCUGUCCUUCCCUUUUCCCCGGUGAAGUCGAUUCUUGAGGUGGUUGUAUAGACGCCAGUGGUAGAAAAUGUCGGGACAGACUCUGACGGAUCGCAUCGCCGCGGCGCAGUACCAGCUCACCGGCUCCGAUGUGGCUCGUGCCGUUUGUAAAGCCACCACGCACGAGGUGAUGGCGCCCAAGAAGAAGCACUUGGAUUAUCUGAUCGCAGCCACCAAUGAGACUAACGUCAACAUCCCUCAGAUGGCUGACACGCUGUUUGAGAGAGCCACCAACGCCAGCUGGGUGGUUGUGUUCAAAGCCCUCAUAACAACUCACCACAUCUGCAUCUACGGCAAUGAGAGAUUUAUUCAGUAUUUGGCUUCAAGGACUUCUUUGUUCAACCUCAGCAACUUUAUUGACAAAACAGGCACCCAUGGUUAUGACAUGUCAACAUUCAUCAGACGAUACGCACGGUACCUGAAUGAGAAGGCGUAUGCUUACCGUGCAAUGGCCUUCGACUUCACCCGAGUUAAGAAGGGAGCUGAGGGUGUGAUGAGGACUAUGGUUCCUGAAAAGCUUCUGAAGGCAAUGCCUGCUCUACAGACUCAAGUAGACACACUGCUGGAGUUUGAUGUUCAUCCUAAAGAUCUGAACAAUGGGAUCAUAAACGCAGGCUUCUUGCUUCUCUUUAAGGACCUGAUAAAGCUCUUCGCCUCUUAUAAUGAUGGGAUCAUCAAUUUAUUAGAGAAAUAUUUCAAAAUGAAGAAGUCUGAAUGCAAGGAUUCCCUGGAGAUUUACAAGAAGUUUCUGACCCGAGUGACCAAAAUUGCAGAAUUCAUGAAAAUCGCUGAGCAAGUAGGCGUGGACAAGAAUGAUAUUCCUGACAUUUCUUAUGCUCCCAGCAGUAUUCUGGAGUCUCUCGAGACACAUAUGAACAGUCUGGAGGGGAAGAAAGGGGAAGGGUCACCUACAAAAGGAUCACCCACCAAUAAUGUUUCUCCGACCUCCACCCCUGCCAAAUCUGCUUCAGCACUUCCUACUCUAGAGCCGCCACCCAUUGAGGCCACACCCGCUGCUGCCGAGACAGCAACUGAUUCCUUGCUUGAUCUGGACCCUUUAUCUUCCUCUGGACCUUCUGCGGGAGGCGCAUCAGCUGCUCCCACAUCUUGGGGAGAUCUGCUAGGGUCAGAAAUAGGUUCCCUUACUACAGAGACUCUCCUUCCUGACCCAAACCCUGCCGUAGACUCCAACUCCUCAGCCACGCCCGCCACCACAGCCACAGAGGCAGCCGUUUCUUUGGCGGCUCCUUCUUCCGCUGCCGGCGGUACCUCCGGCGCAGCGGAUCUCCUCGGAGAUGUGUUUGCGGCCCCUGCGGCUGAAACAGCUCAUGCUGCAGAGGGUGGGGCCACAUCGACCAUGUCCACCCCUGCUGCCGUCAGUACAGCUGCAACGGACUCUGCAGGUGCUGGUGAGGCCAAACCAGUCGCCCCAACUACAGCAUCUCAAGGAGGAGACCUGAUGUCAGGUUUUGAUGGAUUUGGGGAUGUGCUGAUGCCAGCCAUGGCUCCUCAGGCAAUGGCUGCCUCACCAGUCAAACCCAUGGGAGGAGAUCUGGACUCAGCUAUGGCCAACAUAACCAGCAAUCUGGCAGUUGGAAACCAGAAACCGGGUGAAGCAGCUGGAGGGGCAAACUGGCAAGCACAGCCUGGAGCGGGAGCUCCUCCCAUGAUGCCAGGGUCUCCGAUGAUGGCUGCCCAACAGCCAAUGAUGAGGCCACAGUUUUCUGCUGCAGGAGCUCCUGGACAACAGAUGUCUCCAGGAGUGGCCCAGAGUCCCAGAAGGCCCCCUCCUCCUAAAGAUCCUCUUGCUGACCUCAAUAUCAAAGACUUCAUGUAGAUGAUGUAGACAGCUGGUUCGUCACAUUAUCGUGCAGCCCUGAUGAAACAGAUGUGUGUACUCGCUCUCUCUCUUUCUCCGUUCAUCAGAAUCAAGGCCCCGAUUCCCUCUCUCUCUCUCCCCUUCUGUCUGUUGUUGUAGCACAAACCGUGAAUGUGACUAAGUAUGUGUCUGUAUGUGUGUAUUUUAAUGUUCUCAGUUACUUCAGAUCAAUAUAUUUAAAAAUACAUUGAAGAGUAAUGGCAGAUGCAUUGUUGAACGAUCUGCAGGUCUCUCUCUGAAUAGAUGUGCAUUCAUUUUUCCUGGCUCGCUUUCCGUGGGAAAUCAAAUGAAAAGUGUGAUGUUUUCUGUGGAAAAUUAUUAUUAUUUUUAUUUAUUUUUUGCUGUGGUAAAUAUCAAUGGGCCGAUUUGUGUCAUCUUCAGUCAAGUAUUACUUACUGUUUUGUCCAUGGAAUUUCUGUGGGUAAACAAGAAUGAAUAUCAGUCUUACACAGGUUACACUAGUGUCUCAUGCACUGUUUCUGUUUUUAUCAAUGCCCUGAUCUGAUUCUUUUUCUUAUCUAUUCAUUGUGAGUUACAUGCAACAUGUGACUAUUUGAUGAAAAUACAUAUGCAUUUCAGAGUAUUUUAAAGACAGAUUGUUUUGAAUAUUGUUAGUCUUAUUUUGAGAUAAAAAGGUUGACUAUAUUUUAGUUAUGUCAAAAAUUUACUUUACUACGUGACUAGUUCGUAAUCCCAUUUGUAGAAUAUGUGUACAUCAUGAAGAAACAUGAAGGCAUUUUCUGAGCCAAUAGUUUCAGUGGUUAAUCUUGCAAGUGUAUUACCAUUAAACAGCAUGUAAUUCCUGAGUUAUCCAGAUGAAAUUGAGCCAGAUUUAAUUCUGUCAUCAGCCAGUUUACUUCAAUAGUUUAUGGUUCUCUCUAGUGUUUUAUUGAAUUGCGAGGAACUGUAUUGAAAGGUUUUCUGAAAGUAAAUCAGAUGGAUGAACAGCAGUGUGAUGGUACAGU
Molecule: messenger RNA, 3537 nt
Organism: Paramisgurnus dabryanus
Lineage: Eukaryota; Metazoa; Chordata; Actinopteri; Cypriniformes; Cobitidae
Source: RefSeq, a predicted model, not a curated record